AUAUUAGAAAGUUGGAGGUUAGUUUAAUGAGUGUCAUUUAAAGUUUCAACAACAGUCAGUUGGAGCUCGGAUACGAGGAGUGUUGUUGUUAGUACUUUUUGAGGCUCCUCUUCAAAUAAAACUGUUUAUUCUAACAUCCGGUGACAUGGAAGUAUUAAGCCUACGGAUCCUCUUUCUUCUGUGCUGCAUAUUUGCAAUGUCCGAGUGCCGUGGGGCGUGUGCAGAAGUGGACUCUGACACAGAGGCAGUGGCGGGCAAGGGCUUCAAACUGGGCUGCAUCUCCUGCAAGAGGAGGAGUGAGGUGGAGGCCACUGCCACUGUCGAGUGGUACUUCAGGCCGAAAGGAGAAGCCGACUUUGUUCAUAUCUACACCUACAACGAGGAAGGCCCCAUCAUUGAACACGACGACUUCAUGGACCGUUUGGAUUGGAACGGAAGUAAGAGGAGCCAAGACAUCCAGGAUGGAUCCAUAUACCUGCUCAACGUCACCUUCAAUGACACGGGCACCUACCGCUGCUUUUUCAACCGCAUCCUCUUCUACGCUAACUAUGAGUACAGCACCGUUAUCAGCAAAGUGGUCCAACUUUCUGUGGUGGCUAAAGCGACCAGAGGAACGGCUUCCAUCGUGUCCGAGGUCAUGAUGUAUGUGUCCAUCAUUGGCCUUCAGGUCUGGCUCCUCAUAGAGAUGAUAUACUGCUACAGGAAAAUAUCAGCAGCUGGGGAAGAAGCAUUAAGAGAAGCAGCAAAUGCUGAAUAUUUAGCGAUAGCUUCAGAAAGUAAAGAGAACUGCGCAGGGGUGCAGGUUGGAGAAUAACACAGGCUUCUUCCCUGGACUAAAAACAUCCUUCCACCUUCUGACCUGAAUGUAGACAACUUGGGGGUAAAACCAGUGACGGACUGGGAUCAAGAAAUGGCCCUGGCAUUUGCAACACACCAACCCUACCUGAACGUUGACAGAAAAAGCAAAAAAAAUAUACAAACUGAAUAGAAUGCAGAAAUUCAGAACACAUACUUAAACGACACGCACUAUUGCUACAGUCGGUGACCGAUGCCGAUAACAAUUUAACAUCUAAUAGCGUCGGCAGAUUGCUAGUUGCUGCGAGAUGAUACGCUCCACUAAAGGCGCAUUCAGCACAAACACAAAGGCUCGACGUUAAAGCACAGUACAUAAUAACACGGCUCCACCAAAACAUGAAAAUGUUUGUGGCUGCAUGCAUAAAAUAACUUUUUUUAAACAACCGAAGACAAGUUAGUUAUUAUUGUAAGAUAUUUUAUUGUGUUCAAUUUUAAGAGCGUAACAUACUAUAUAUUUAUUAAAAAAAAUCCCAUUCGAAUAGUAAUUUCAGCAUUCGAAUAGUAUGGAUUUUUUUACUAUACGAAUUAUAUUUGACUUUUGGAAUUUGUUCCAACAGCCCUAAUAGAGGGCGGCCCUUCUGGCAUCUGCCCAAAUUCCAGAUGGUUCACUGGGUAAAACUCCUCUUCAUCUCAAGCCUCUAUUUGACCUUUUCCCUGACAAAGAUCGCACGUGGAUAUUUCAUACAAAGAGAGUAUGGUACCAGCACUGCAUUUAGUAUUCUGUGUAGAAAAAGCAUUUUCUGCUUCUGCACUUAUUUGACAAACCAUUAUGCAUUAAAGAGUCACAUUGUCAUAUUUUUCACAUAUAGUAUUUGUAUCGUAAAUGUAGUCACACAUUCAUAUACACAGAGACAUUGAUGCAUGCUUUUAUUAUCUGUUGGAUAGACCAUUGUAAAGACUUUCUUGUCUUCCGAAGAAAAGAAUUGCUCACAAUUUUUACAAAAUUCAGCUGCAGGGUUGUUGACGAAGACCAGAAAGAGAGCACAUAUUACACCGAUUUUAAAGUCUCUGCACUGGCUAUCCGUGCGCUUCAGAAUUGAUUUAAAGGUCCUUUUAUUGGUAUCGGUCUAGUCCUAGUUAUUUAUCACAUUUGCUUUUACCUUAUGAACCCUCUCGAUGUGCCACAUUUUUAUGUAUGAAAAGUGCUAUAUAAAUAAAGUCUGAUUGAUUGCUUGUUAUAACAUGUAAGUGGUACUAUGGGUGUCUGAUGGACUCUGACAAGGCUGUUUUUAAAAGAAAGCUUUUUCCUGAAUCAUCACCACCUAAUGCAUAAUUAAUGUGACACAUGAUUUUUUUUUUAAAUAGAAUAUAAUGGACCUGGAUAGUCUUUCCAGUUGCUAGUUGUACAUUCAAGUGUUCAAGUCUUAAGAUGUACUAAUAAAAACUUAAAAAGUAUACGUGAUGAUGGAGAAAUCUUCUGAUUUGCCAAAUAAAUAUUUCACAGAGUUGAAA
Sander lucioperca (pikeperch) is the source of this 2307-nucleotide messenger RNA. RefSeq names its product sodium channel subunit beta-1-like. The coding region runs from base 146 to 814 and encodes 222 amino acids. Gene Ontology annotation, molecular function: sodium channel regulator activity. NCBI's taxonomy places the organism in Eukaryota, Metazoa, Chordata, Actinopteri, Perciformes, Percidae. Gene Ontology annotation, cellular component: voltage-gated sodium channel complex. Gene Ontology annotation, biological process: cardiac muscle cell action potential involved in contraction; regulation of heart rate by cardiac conduction; sodium ion transport. The transcript has 6 exons. The record is from RefSeq and is a predicted model, not a curated record.